ACUUUUGAUGAUAUAUGGCUUUCAGAUGAUGAAGAAUACAAACCGGCUGCCACCGAAACCUAUGGUCGGGAUGAUAAUGGUCCUGUUCAUGUUGAUUUGUUGUCUUUGAAAAGAAAGCAUGCUAGACAAGGAUAUUUAGAUGGGAUUUCGAAGGCCAAAGAAGAAAGCUUGCAGCAAGGUUUUGACGAGGGAUAUCCUAUAGGAGCCAGGAUUGGAGCGCGGGUUGGUGAGAUAUUGGCUCAAAUGAGAAGUCUUUUGAAGUCAUCAAAAAUCUCAGCUGAAGACUAUGAUUCUGCAUUCCAUGAAUUGAACAUAAAAAAAGUACUACAAACAGACUUUUUUGAUACUAAGUUAAACAUGUUGGAUGAGCGAAAUCAUCCAAUAAUCAGGAAAUGG
Messenger RNA from Ogataea polymorpha, 396 nucleotides. RefSeq lists its product as uncharacterized. Lineage: Eukaryota; Fungi; Ascomycota; Pichiomycetes; Pichiales; Pichiaceae. The transcript has a single exon. The annotation marks the transcript as partial. The record is from RefSeq and is a predicted model, not a curated record.